Molecule: messenger RNA, 189 nt
Organism: Penicillium manginii
Lineage: Eukaryota; Fungi; Ascomycota; Eurotiomycetes; Eurotiales; Aspergillaceae
Product: carboxylesterase
Exons: 1
Coding region: 1-189 (62 amino acids)
Source: RefSeq, a predicted model, not a curated record
AUGGGCUCUGCGGAUACUGUCUAUGACGAGGACUGCCUCAACCUCAAUAUAUGGAGCUCGGCAAGCUCCACUGUUGAAAAAAGACCCGUUAUGAUCUGGAGCUAUUCCGCUGGUGCCAAUGGUGCGUGGAGUAUGUUCGACGGCAGUGGUCUUGCACUCAAAGAUAUCGUUGUCGUGACCUACAACUAG